AUGAUUACCCGAAGUCAGACAGGUUCCCUAAAACCAAAAACAUUCUCUGCUGUGUCUACCAUACCUCACAUCCCAUCAUCCUACAAUAAAGUUGUGCAAGACAAAAAUUGGCGAGUCGCCAUGAAUCAAGAAGUAAAUGCAUUAAUCCAAACCGAUACAUGGGAGCUUGUUCCUCGGUCCAGUGCUGAUAAUAUCAUUGCAUUCAAAUGGAUAUUUCGCAUUAAACAGAAGCAAGAUGGCAGUAUUGAUUGCUAUAAAGCCCGCUUGGUGGCUAAAGGUUUUCAUCAACGGCCUGGGCUCGACUUCUUUGAAACAUUUUCUCCAAGAGUCAAGCCUAUGACCAUAAGAAUUAUUUUAUCAAUCGCAGUGUUUCAUGGAUGGGAACUUCAUCAACUUGAUGUCUCCAAUGCCUUCUUACAUGGAGACUUGGAUGAAAAUGUCUUCAUGGAGUAA
Hevea brasiliensis (rubber tree) is the source of this 453-nucleotide messenger RNA. RefSeq lists its product as uncharacterized. NCBI's taxonomy places the organism in Eukaryota, Viridiplantae, Streptophyta, Magnoliopsida, Malpighiales, Euphorbiaceae. Bases 1 to 453 code for a protein of 150 amino acids. The record is from RefSeq and is a predicted model, not a curated record. The transcript has a single exon.